This is a messenger RNA of Hyla sarda, 2720 nucleotides long. It is a transcript of the gene RMI1, whose product is annotated as RecQ mediated genome instability 1. Lineage: Eukaryota; Metazoa; Chordata; Amphibia; Anura; Hylidae. The record is from RefSeq and is a predicted model, not a curated record. Gene Ontology annotation, molecular function: nucleotide binding. The transcript has 3 exons. Gene Ontology annotation, cellular component: nuclear body; RecQ family helicase-topoisomerase III complex. Gene Ontology annotation, biological process: double-strand break repair via homologous recombination; resolution of meiotic recombination intermediates. The coding region runs from base 254 to 1792 and encodes 512 amino acids.
GUCUACGGGUGCCUCAACGGGUCAAAAAGCAAGAGGCGAAAUCACUGCUCGUAGCGCUCCUGCCGGCCAGUCCUGGAACUUACAUGUGGCCGAUGUCGAGAAAGCGAUCUGAGCGGAUGGAGACGAAACAGGAUGACCUUCCGCGGCCUGACGUCUGAACUCCCCCGGAUCCAUCAGCCGCCUCCCUGCUCAGGACCGACUCGGUCUAUGUAUCAGCUUCCUAUGUCUGUCUGACUACAAGAACGGUUUCAAAAUGAGUACAUGUGAUGUUAGAGUGAAAACAUGGCUGUCAUCAACCUGGCAUAUUAAAGUUCCAGAUCCAUGGUUAGAGGCUUGCAUUAACUGGAUUCAAGAAGAAAAUGGGGGUUCUUCUGUGUCCCAGGCUGAAGUCAAUAAACAAGUUUUUGAACAAUGGCUACUUACUGAUUUACGAGACUUGGAAUAUCCCAUUCUACCAGCAGGUGUCCUGGAUUCCCUAAAAUUUGAACUGAAUGGGUUUUAUGCUAUACAGAUGGAUUCCUUAGUUGACGUCAGUCUGCCUGCUUACUCUCAACUACAGAAAUUGAGAGGAAGGGAAAAUGCAAAUGACCAGGUUACGGCUAUAACACAGGCUACUCAACAUUCAUGGGAGUCCAAACCAUCUCGAAUGCUCAUGCUGCAGUUAACGGAUGGAAUUCAGAACAUUCAGGGAAUGGAAUACCAGACUGUACCAGUGCUUCAUGCUGGGCUUCCUCCAGGAACUAAAAUUCUGUUACAGGGUGUCAUAUCUUGCCGUCUAGGUGUACUACUACUCAAACCAGAAAAUGUGAAAGUUCUAGGGGGUGAAGUGGAGGCUCUUGUAGCGGAACAUUCACAAGAUAAGGUUCUUUCUAGAUUAAUUGGUAUGGAAGAAGAGGCUUUGCCACAACAAACACUGGUGCAAAACCAGGUUACAGCAAGGCCACAAGAGGAAAUUGUGGAAGCAAUAGACUUAUCUGAUGAAGAUCUGUUAGCAAGUCUAAAUGAGAAUGAGGAAUUGACAAUCAAUAAUAAUACAGUUCCAGAAAGUGGCUAUUACAGUAGAAGUGAAAUUUCAAGUCAUGCUUCCGGGAUCUCUUACACGGAACGCCAACAAACUCAAGUAUCAAAUUCUAGGCGAACAGUACCCACUGCAAAUGAAACUAUUCAGGCUACAAAUAUGGAUGAGGUUUAUGAUUUAGAUGAUGAAUUAUUUUUAGAGGAAGAAAUAGAGAGGGAAUUAGAAGAGAUGGCAUUGGGACAGCCUGAAAUCACAGACAAUUCAUUUGCAAGAAUAGUUUCUUCUACCGCUAACCCUACCAAUACUCCAUCUACUAAUCAAACAUCGAUACCUGAAGUCGUCUCCGGUCAACUAGAUCUUCCUCCGUUUACUUACUUGUCAACCGUGUUGACUUACCCAAGUACCACUGUCAAAUGUGUGCAGUUGAAGUCCUUUAUUGUAACUUUGAAUGGAAAUCUCACCAGUAGUAGUGGCAUCUGGAGUAUAAAAGCCAAGAUAUCUGAUGGAACCGGAUACCUAGAUGUUGAGUUCAACAAUAAUGUCCUCACAAAACUUAUAGGAUUUACAGUGCCUGAAAUGAAAAGACUUAAAAAGGAUCCUAGCCAGCAGAAAAAACUUUUAGAUGGUCUACAGAAGUGUCAGAGGGAGCUGACUGAUUUCUGUGGAAUCAUGACCAUUUCAUACAACCCUACAACAUCAGAAGCUAGUGUGCUGGCCUUACAAGAGGUCAGUGAAGAAACUAGUGCAAGUUUGAGGAGACGGAUAAAUCGGUAACAGGACAAAGAUAUGGAUGUGACUGACUCUCCACUGUCUGAACCUUUUUAACUGACCAUUCAUGUGGAGGAAGAGUGUAUUCUUUUGAAAAACAAGUUGUAAAACUAUAAUAUUAAAGAGAAUCGAUAUUACUAUUUGCGGUUAAUUCCAUAUUAUGUUUGCAAUUUGCCUUUAUUGAGUUCCUAGAUAUCGUCCGUGCUCUUUUUUUUUUUUAAUAGUAAUAUAGCCCAUAACUUUCCAAGCACUUGCAAGAUCAUUGGUAGGAUAGCCCUAUGGAACACUUAUUAUUCAUCUUUUUUUAUUUUUAUUAACCUUGGUGCUUAAUAAUUAGAACUGUCAAAAAAAAAAAACUCUUUGUUGUCCGUAGCAACCAAUCACAGCUCAGCUUUAAUUUCACAUGAACAGUUUAAGAAAUGGGAUCUGCUUGGUUGCUAUGACGGCAAAGGCAGUUUUUCUUAGAGAACGCUUUGAUAAAUCAGCCUACUUUUUAUGUGUUUUCCAUGGGUUAUGCUUAAUUUCCUAGGACACAGCGACCUUGUCUCUUUUAAAAGCAAGAAACCAAACUGGUUUGGCAAGAUGAGUGCAAUAUAUAUUUUUUUUAAUAACAAUGGGUAUGACAAAACAAUACAAGCUAAUAGGAAAUGUAAACAGUUAGUGAGUUUUAAUAUUGUCCAGAAUAACAUCUUGUUUGCUACCCAUAUAUAUCAGUGUUCCUCGACCUGCUGCUAUCCAUCUGUUGCAAACCUACAACACCUGUCAUACCCAGACAGCUGCAGGGCAUGAUGCCAGUUGCAGUUUUAGAACAUACUGAUGUAUAUUAUUAAUAUUGUUCAGAUUUAUAUUGGUUGCUUUUUUUUUAUAACACUUGUAUUGAUGUUUUCUUUGUGCCUUAAUGUUGGAUCAAUUAAAGUAUUUUUAUAGCACUUUC